Menidia menidia (Atlantic silverside) is the source of this 1501-nucleotide messenger RNA. The record is from the annotation of a GenBank genome assembly. Lineage: Eukaryota; Metazoa; Chordata; Actinopteri; Atheriniformes; Atherinopsidae.
GAAGCCAGGAAGUUAUUUGCGUGUCAGAGGGUGCGAUUCCUAGGGAGGAAGCGUCACCGAACAAUUUAACAAAGUUUUAAAGAGAAUGGCGGACAAGACGGUAGACGGAGAGCCAUGGACGGGGUGUGUGGUCAUGUUUCUGCAGUCUCACUGUCCCGGUGUGGACCUGCUGGCUCUCUUCAAAGACGAACGGGAAAAGUUCAACGUUUACAAAGUCAUCAAACUGACUCUCUCAGAUUCUGCAGGAGGUCUGGGUGGCUACGAGAUCCUAAAGGUCCAUGAUGCUGAGCCCUUCCUGGGGGUGGAGAUGAAGUUUGUGAAUUUGGCAGCCUGCCAGCAGUUCCUGGAGUGCUACAGCUCUGGAGCGGUGCGUCAGUCCCUCUCCCAACACGCCUGCCGGCUCCUUGCUCUGACUCAGGAGUUCACGGUGGAAACCCAGCUGAAGGCCAGCACACACAUCCUGGAUCGGUGUCUGGGCGAGCUGGAGGUCUGCCUACAGCACAUCCACCUUUCACAGCCGGAGCGCCUGCGCGACGAGGAGAUUGAUCAUUUGGAGGAUAAGCUGAAGAGUCAAGCUCUUGGUUCGCUUCCUCAGCCCACGGCCAUCACACAGGAGGAGUCUCCUGUCCCCAGCAACUGCUUCACAUUUCAAAACAGAGUGUUCGAGGACCGAAUGCUGACAGCUGCAGAUGUACAGAGCUUUUCCAACGGAGUGGGCCGUCAGUGGAAGCACGUAGGGAGGGCCCUGGGCAAGAGCUGCCGCGCUCUGAAGGGCCCGGCCAUAGACAACCUGGCCUACGAGUAUGAGAGAGAAGGGCUGUAUGAGCAAGCCUAUCAGCUGCUCAGCCGCUUCAUCCAGGCAGAGGGGAGAGCCGCCAAGCUGAGCCGACUGAUCAAAGCUCUGGAGGACAGCAAACUCACCAGCCUGGCUGAAAAUAUUCUGGAGAUACAACCCAGAGAGUAGCUGGGUGUUCAAGUCGUGAAAACUGAGGGGACAGGUCCUCUGCAGGACGAGCUGGGGUGUCAUCCCGCCUGCUUUUACGUACAUGCGUGGUUGUUUCUGUCUGAUGUCUGUUUUUCCUUACGUUAAAAUCAUUCCCCGAGUGCGCGUGUUUGUGUGUGUGCGUGUGCACGCGUGUGUUCGCACAGGUUGUGUGAGCACAUGCCAAAAUCUGUGAAAGUUGAAUGAUUCAUAUCAGGAUUUGUUUAUCAGUCAUUAGUAUUACCGAUUGUUUUUAUCAUUUCUGAGAUAAUCUGUCAUCACUGUUAAAAGAAUGUGCCGUCAGGGGUUUAAUGCACUGUUUAAACAUUUUUCAUCACAUGCCUCUUUGAUUUCUGCUUUACAAGUCCAUUUCCAGAUGAAACAUGUUGCCUCUUGUUUCUAAUCACUGCACAACUGAAGGUUAUUGAUUUUUUUCUAUAAAAUGGGUCCUUGCAAAUUAAAUGGUUGUGAAAAAACGGCUCAUGUUUGUGUUUGAUGCAUUAGUGUAAUUAAAACUGA